Apaloderma vittatum (bar-tailed trogon) is the source of this 1359-nucleotide messenger RNA. RefSeq names its product synaptosomal-associated protein, 23kDa (gene SNAP23). The record is from RefSeq and is a predicted model, not a curated record. Gene Ontology annotation, cellular component: synaptobrevin 2-SNAP-25-syntaxin-1a-complexin I complex; plasma membrane. Bases 45 to 674 code for a protein of 209 amino acids. The transcript has 7 exons. Gene Ontology annotation, molecular function: syntaxin-1 binding; SNAP receptor activity. NCBI's taxonomy places the organism in Eukaryota, Metazoa, Chordata, Aves, Trogoniformes, Trogonidae. Gene Ontology annotation, biological process: synaptic vesicle priming; synaptic vesicle fusion to presynaptic active zone membrane; exocytosis.
AGAUUUUCUUUAACGUGAUUACUUGCAAGUGAUAGUUCCUCAUCAUGGCUGAACUAUCACCUGAAGAAAUUCAGCUGAGGGCCAACCAGGUCACUGAUGAGUCCUUGGAAAGCACAAGGAGGAUUCUUGGCUUGGCCAUUGAGUCCCAGGAUGUUGGCAUCAAAACCAUCACCAUGCUAGAUGAACAGGGAGAACAACUAAAUCGCAUAGAAGAAGGCAUGGACCAGAUAAAUAAGGAUAUGAGAGAAGCUGAGAAGACACUGACAGAGCUCAACAAGUGUUGUGGGCUCUGUGUCUGUCCUUGCAACAGGACGAAGAGCUUCGAGGCUAGCAAGGCGUACAGAGCAACCUGGGGAGAUGGGACAGAGAACUCGGUAGACCAUGUGAUAUCCAUGCAACCACGAAGUAUGAAUCAGCAGCGACCUCAGACUUCUGGAGCACCAAGCGGUGGAUAUAUUACAAGGAUAACAAAUGAUGCCAGAGAAGAUGAAAUGGAUGAAAAUCUUACUCAAGUAGGGAACAUCCUUGGGAAUUUGAAAAACAUGGCUUUGGAUAUGGGCAAUGAGAUUGAUGCCCAGAAUAAACAAAUAGACCGGAUAAAUGUGAAGGCCGAUACAAACAGGGAACGCAUUGAACAAGCCAACGUUAGAGCCAAGAAAUUAAUUGACAAUUAAAGCCUGCUGUCAUUGUUCAAUGACACUGUCUCUCCAGCUGCAAGCCACUGUAUUCAUGGAUCUGUGAAACUUCUAUUCUGAAAUAAGAAGGGCUGGGAAAAAUGAAGCAGUACCCUUUCUAUAGGGACUAAUUUUUAAUUUUUUUUUUUUAAUUGCUUCAUAUAAAGGUGGCCUAGACUCCAAGAAAGCAGCCAACAUAACUUCCUCCUGCUCAUCUGCCUUCACUUUCUUUAAACUGCUCAGGGCUAAAAGUGUUCUGUUUUUGAGAAUCUUUUUGUAAUUUUUUUUUUUACUCCCCCUCCCAGUCUCUCUCUUUUCUGCACCCAAAAUACAGUCCUUGACUGAAGUUGAACAAGCAGGGUAACCUGAAUUCACAGUUGUGGAAAGUUGGAGAGGGCACUUUGCACUGUUUGAAAUACCUCAUAAGUUGAGUGUCUUCACUAAAAUAGAGACUUGGUGAGUAUUGUCUGAUUUGUAUCUCUAACAGGCUAUCAGUUUUACAACCCAAACCACACGGUUGGUUUGGGCUUGAGUUUGUGGAUUACGGAAUUGAAGAGACCCACUUCUUUCUGCCUGAGGGUUGAGGGCUUUAAAACACUUCUUAACCACAUGAACUUUAACGUAAAGGGCACUGGAGGGAUAUGCAGGUUUCCAUUUCUUAACUGUAAAUUGAUCGGUUUGGAGG